Molecule: messenger RNA, 1095 nt
Organism: Prosopis cineraria
Lineage: Eukaryota; Viridiplantae; Streptophyta; Magnoliopsida; Fabales; Fabaceae
Product: VQ motif-containing protein 4-like
Exons: 1
Coding region: 9-938 (309 amino acids)
Source: RefSeq, a predicted model, not a curated record
CUAUCACCAUGGAGAAAGUAUAUUAUGAAAAUGCAUUUCCUUUACGCACGCUGCCUAUAAGGCGCGUAGAGAUUGCAUCAAGCAGCAGAGCAUUUGAGGUUCCUUACCAAAACAUUUCUUACACUUACACAACCACACAAAGCAACAAAGUCUCAUCUCCUUCGUCCUCUAUUUUAAGGACUGGCUUCACCACUCUCUCUCCCUCCCUCCCUCUCUCUCUCUCUCGCCAGUCAUCUAUGGCCUCCAUAUCCCCAAGGUAUAACAACACAGAGCCUUCGAAACCUUCUUCUCUCCUUCCUUCUCCUCGCAGCCUCAGCUCCAACUGUAGCACCACUACCAGCGGCAGCAGCAACAAUGGCGUUCACCCUCCCAAAUCCAUUACCAGAUCCGAACCCGGAAGCCCAUAUCCCACAACCUUUGUUCAAGCUGAUACUUCUUCCUUCAAGCAGGUCGUCCAAAUGCUCACCGGAUCCUCCAAACCCGCCGCCUCAAACUCCUCGGACCCAUCUCCGGCUAAGACCCACGCGAUCCCGCCCAUCAAAUCCACGCCCAAGAAGCAGCAAUCCUCCUCGGGGUUCAAGCUGUACGAGCGGAGGAACUCGCUCAGUAAGAAUCUCAAGAUCAGCCCUCUGAUCCCUUCGUUUUCGCCGAACAAUUCCGGUUUCUCUCCCCGAAAACCCGAGAUUCUCUCGCCCAGUAUUCUUGACUUUCCUUCUCUGGUUCUCAGCCCGGUCACGCCGCUCAUACCCGACCCCUUCGACCGGACAUCUCCGAGCUUGGAUAAGGAAGCCGAAGAGAAAGCUAUUAAAGAGAAAGGGUUUUUCUUACACCCUUCGCCGGCGUCAACUCCGAGGGACGCUGAACCGCGUUUGCUACCUCUGUUUCCGACGACGUCUCCGAGAGUUUCAGGCUCUUCUUCUUCUGCUUCUUCUUCCUGAGUAAUCUCUGCUUUUCUGGGGGCCUUUUGGAUUUUGUUCAAUGCCAUUGAUGAGCGAGAGCGAGACAGAUGAAAAGGAAAAUUCGAUUUGUAAUUGAUUGUAUGAAGAGAAUGGUUGAAUCUUACUUUUCUCAUGAAUGCUGAUUCAAUUUACAGAA